GUAACUUUUAGAAAAGGUUGGUCAAGUGAAAAUACUGUAGCUCCGAGUAUUGUUUAUCUUUGCAUCAAUUCUUUGUCUGAGGAUAAGCAAUCUAAUUCAUGUUCUAAACAAGAUAAAUUUAUUUCAUCUGUUUAAAUAUCUAUAACCUUGGCUACUUUCAUGUCCUCAAGCUUUGUUAGCUCUACAGGCAGCAUAUACUUUCUUUAUGUCAUUUUGGCUUAAAGUAGUACCAGACAAAGUGCUACAAUGAAUAUCAAUUUCUAUAUAAACAAAGCCAAUUUAGCCGCUCAUCUAUAUAUAAAAUAAAAACAAUGCAACAAACUCCUUCUAACGCCACUGCUUUACAUGAUUUCAAGAAUCAGCAAGAUAAUACUAACCCCCUUCAUUAUGAUACUGGCUUAAUCCAAGACCCUACUUCUGGAUAUGUGAAUUAUGAUGAUAUCAAAGGCAAUACCUACACUUCUUCAGAAACAGCAAAUACUACUCAAAACAACAAUGAACAUGAGCCUAGAAUGAGCAUUAACCCCAAGCAACAUGCUCCUGUAAUGGUUGGUCGAAAUAAUGAACAAGACUCUGUAGAGCAAGUCGACAAUAACUCGCUUGAAACAAAAGAGCCCAACACAAGUAAUGAACAAAGAAAAAACAAUAAUAAUAAAAAACCUUUAAAUACAAGAGGUGAUGCUCAUCACAUUGCUGAACAACCUUCAAAAGGUCUGGGUGGUCUUACCGGCAAACAACCUGUAGGUGAAGUCAAUUUCAAGAAAAUGUAAAUUGUGUCUCUUUGUAAACAAUAAAAUUUAAUUCUCUAACAAA
This is a messenger RNA of Gilbertella persicaria, 813 nucleotides long. RefSeq lists its product as uncharacterized. The record is from RefSeq and is a predicted model, not a curated record. The coding region runs from base 312 to 770 and encodes 152 amino acids. The transcript is spliced from 3 exons. Lineage: Eukaryota; Fungi; Mucoromycota; Mucoromycetes; Mucorales; Choanephoraceae.